Molecule: messenger RNA, 144 nt
Organism: Vairimorpha ceranae
Lineage: Eukaryota; Fungi; Microsporidia; Nosematidae
Exons: 1
Coding region: 1-144 (47 amino acids)
Source: RefSeq, a predicted model, not a curated record
AUGAAAUAUAAAGAGAACAGUAACAUCUCAGAUUUCACGAUAAUUAUCUUUAAAUUUUUGAUCUAUGAUAUUGUGUUAUUCUGCAUACCACUUUUAGGAUUUAUUAUAAAGAAAAAUAAUUUAGUUUCUUUAAAAAAUGUUUAA